Molecule: messenger RNA, 1179 nt
Organism: Peniophora sp. CBMAI 1063
Lineage: Eukaryota; Fungi; Basidiomycota; Agaricomycetes; Russulales; Peniophoraceae
Source: the annotation of a GenBank genome assembly
AUGGAGAACCAGACGCCGACAUAUCCCCUCGUCCCGACAGCAAACUUCAUCGCUUGCUUUCUGACAUUGUCCGUCUUGCUGACGAGCCCAUUGCGACACGCAUUCAACAGAGGCGUCUGUCUCCUCUCGGCCUGGGUAUCAAUGAUGUCCCUGGUCACCGGCAUCCAAGCUGUAGUCUGGAGGAAAAGCUCCGACACGACCCUGAUACCCGGCUUUUGCGAUAUAUCGAUUCGUCUUCAGAUUGGCUCUAUCUCAGCCGAGACGGCCUGCACGCUCAUCAUCACCCGUUACUUAUUUCGAGUUGUGCAACACCCACUACGACCGAUCGAUGAGUACGAGCGUCGACGACGAAUGCUUCUCAACUACGCCCUUGUGAUUGGGCUCCCACUCUUGACGAAUGUGCUUUACUACGUAGUCCAAAACUCGCGCUUUCAGGUUGUCGAAGAGUUUGGAUGUCUCCCGACGAUCGAGCCCUCGGGCCUGGCCAUCCUCAUACUGAACGGCAUACCGACCAUUUUUGUCCUCAUCUCAGCAACCUACAUGACCCGGACGAUGCUCAUCUUAUGCCAGCACAAACGCAACUUGCAACGACUCUUUGGUAACCAAAGUAUCAUCUCACAUAGCGUCUACCUACGCAUCCUCUCCUUCGGCUUUAUCCUCUUAUUGUUCUGCACCGUGGCUGUCGUAAACUUCUUCCCGCUCCCCGACAAGUUCUAUCCCGGCUGGUCAGCGGUGCACAAGGACUGGGAUGCCGUGUCCGUCAGUGCUGAGGAGUGGCGCACGGAGGGCACCUUUGUGUUCUUCACCAUCGUCUGGUACGGGUGGUACAACGUCUUCCUUGCGGUGGUCAUCUUCGGCGUCUUCGGUCUCACGCGUGACGCACGGGCUGCGUAUAUGCGCGUAUUUGACGCUCUCCGAACGCGCUCGCUGCGUCGGAGCAGGCCCCAGUCGGAGCUUUCGACACUGCCGUUGGCGUACGAGAACAGGUUCUCGACACUCUCGACACUUCCUGGCCUCGGAGACAUAUCGUCUUUGAACUCUACUUUAAUGGGACCCCUGUCCAUUGACGGCUUGGCUGCGCACAAAGAGUCUAUCGCGAUCGACAUCUCGAUCGCAGUUGAGCGGCAUAUAAACGAGAAUAUGGAGAGUCCAAUCGAGUGUCAUGUUGAACAUGUAUAG